AAGCUGCCGCCAUGCGGCCUGGGAGAGCGGGCCGCGAUAAGAGUACCAGGAACUCGACGAUGCCCGACUAUUUAAGCCCUUGAGCUCAACACCCAGGGCAUGCGGUGAGCGAGCACAAUGUCGCACGGAGACAAGUACCCUGGCUCACCAGAGAAAACGAGAGAGAACUAUCUACCCAAGCUUUCUACUAAGCCAUGGGUCAGGACAGCGCCCACUCCGCGUCUCAUCUUGAAGAAUGCGAAGGUCGUGGACCCAGCAACGUCGUCCCUACUGCCUGGCUUGCACACAGUAAUCACUAAGGACGGCUACAUCUCUGCCGUCGUCCCAGACGGCCAUGAGCUCAGUCAAGAAGAUAAGAGAGUCCCUCCUAUCGAAGUCGACCUCGCAGGGAAGUACAUAUGUCCUGGGUUGGUCGACUGUCAUGUGCACAUAACCGCGGUCCCUGGGUCGAAAUCGUUAGCGGAUAUGGCCAGAGAGCGGCAAGAGACUGUCUGGUUCCGAUCUACGUACGCGCUGCGAGAGAUGCUCCUACGAGGGUUUACGACUGUGAGAGAUACAGGUGGUGCCACGAAGGCUCUAGCAGACGCUGUCUCCGAAGGUCUCCUCGUCGGGCCCAGGGUCAUUCAAUGCGGACGAGGCCUCUCACAGACAGGCGGUCACGGUGACAUCGGCAGUACAUGCUGUGGAGGCGGACACGGACACAUGAUCGGCCGCGUCUGCGACGGCGUGCCCGACGUCCUGAAGGCUGUACGCGAAGAACUGAAGGGCGGCGCCGACUUCAUCAAGGUUCAUUGCGGCGGGGGCGUUGCUUCUCCGACGGACGCUAUCGAGACGGUGCAGUUCACAGCUGAAGAACUGCAAGCGAUCACCACGACCUGCAAGCAAAUGGGAAACAAAUUGACGACAGCCCACGCAUACACCGACGCGGCGGUCCUCCACGCCAUUCGCAACGGCGUCACCGCAAUUGAGCACGGCAACCUUAUCAGCGAGAGCACCGCGCGAAUGAUGGCCGAAAAGGGCAUCUUCCUAACACCGACGCUCUCCUGCUACGGCAUCAUGGUCCGCCCGCCGUUCGAGGACUACCUCCCGCCAGAGGGCAAAGCGAAGAACGAGCAGGUCAUGGCAAAAGGCUUGGAUGCGUUGAAGGUCGCCGAUGAGGCGGGCGUUGUGAUCUGCUAUGGCUCCGACCUUCUCAAUAACCUCCAGGCAUUGCAAACUGAAGAGUUCACUGUGCGCGCUGCCGCGCUGCCAGCCGCAAAAGUACUGCAGCACGCCACAACGAACGCUGCAAAACUACUACAAGACCCCAAGCUAGGAACCGUGUCCCCCGGUAGCUACGCCGACAUCCUCGUCCUCGACGCAAACCCUCUUGAGGACGUCCGCAUCCUCGAUUAUCCGGAGGACCAUUUGCUCGCUGUCAUCAAGGGCGGUAUCGUCUUCAAUAGUAGGGUCAAGGGGCUGCCCGUCCAAGAAGUGUUGUUCUAGCCAAAGGAACUCGCAGAGUACGUCAUCAAGUCGUGGUAGGUCGAGAUUGGACGUUGAACCUCAUCAAUUAUUUGAUGAUGUACUUGUCGCAUCUUCUACUCAACGAAUUGUCAAAGUAUGCAGGGAAUGCUCUCGACGUGUCACCUGGCACGAUGUUGGGACGUGUGUUCCGUAUGCAACGCCUUCCAAACUUUUUUGACCGGCGUUGAACGCAUGGAUGGAUCUUCGACCGUGACGUGGAUUCG
Messenger RNA from Rhodofomes roseus, 1730 nucleotides. RefSeq lists its product as uncharacterized. Bases 118 to 1485 code for a protein of 455 amino acids. The transcript is spliced from 12 exons. The record is from RefSeq and is a predicted model, not a curated record. Gene Ontology annotation, molecular function: hydrolase activity, acting on carbon-nitrogen (but not peptide) bonds. Lineage: Eukaryota; Fungi; Basidiomycota; Agaricomycetes; Polyporales; Fomitopsidaceae.